Messenger RNA from Paralichthys olivaceus (Japanese flounder), 2908 nucleotides. Its product is annotated as WD repeat domain phosphoinositide-interacting protein 1. Gene Ontology annotation, biological process: autophagy of mitochondrion; protein localization to phagophore assembly site; nucleophagy. Gene Ontology annotation, molecular function: phosphatidylinositol-3,5-bisphosphate binding; phosphatidylinositol-3-phosphate binding; protein binding. Gene Ontology annotation, cellular component: extrinsic component of membrane; phagophore assembly site membrane; cytosol. Lineage: Eukaryota; Metazoa; Chordata; Actinopteri; Pleuronectiformes; Paralichthyidae. The record is from RefSeq and is a predicted model, not a curated record.
GCAUCCUCCCAUCAGCUGUUUUUGUUUUGCAGUGAGAAUAUUGAAAGUUAUUAACACAAUAAUAACACCGCGCUGACCGGAGGAGGCGGCUCGGUGAGGAGGGGGGUUCUCGGGUGUUUUGUUCGGGUCAGUCCGCUCGGUGUGUGUGUGUGAUGUGUGUGUGUGUGUGAUGUGUACCACCUGAACCUCAGCCCCGGACAUUCCUCUCCCCGGAGAAGAGUGUGAGCGUGGCGCUUGGAGUCGGGGCACCAGAGGAAGGGGGGGAAGCGGGGAUCGACCCGAGCCCAAAGGCCUCCGACCUCGGCCGACGAGACGGGGAGCGAGCUCGGCGGCUCGGAUGGAGUCCCAGGACGCGCCGGAGGGCCCCGCGGCGGACAGAGGCUUCAUCUGCGCCUCGUUCAACCAGGACACCACUUCUCUGUCUGUGGGCAUCAAGACGGGCUACCAGCUCUUCUCAGUCACUGCUGUGGACAAACUAGAUUGCAUCCAUCAGGGAGUCGAAUGUCCGGACGUGUAUAUAGUGGAGCGGCUGUUUUCCAGCAGUCUGGUGGUGGUGGUCAGCCUCUCCAUGCCACGGCGAAUGAACGUCUACCACUUCAAGAAGGGUACAGAGAUAUGCAACUACAGUUACUCCAACAACAUCCUGUCCGUCAGGCUCAACAGACAGCGGCUGGUGGUGUGUUUGGAGGAGUCCAUCUACAUCCACAAUAUCAAAGACAUGAAACUACUCAAGACCCUGCUCAACACACCCACCAACCCCUCAGGUCUCUGCGCUCUUUCCGUCAACCACAGUAACUCCUACCUGGCGUACCCUGGCAGUGCCACCAUCGGGGAGAUCACAAUCUAUGAUGCCAACAACCUGAGCACUGUGACACUGAUUCAGGCCCACGACAGUCCAUUGGCAGCCCUCACCUUCAACCCCUCUGGCACCAAACUGGCCAGCGCCUCAGAGAAGGGUACUGUUAUUAGAGUCUUCGGCAUUCCUGAAGGUCAGAGACUGUUUGAAUUCCGGCGAGGGAUGAAGAGGUACGUCAGUAUUAGUUCCUUGUCCUUCAGUGCUGAUGCCCAGUUCCUGUGCGCCUCCAGCAACACUGAGACGGUCCACAUCUUUAAACUGGAGCAGCACAGCCCAAGUCAGGAUGAGGAGUCUCCUACAUGGUCAGCGUAUGUGGGUAAAAUGUUCACAGCAGCCAGCACCUAUUUGCCCACUCAGGUGUCCGACAUGAUGCAUCAGGACAGAGCCUUUGCGACUGUACGACUCAACAUGUUCGGCCUGAAGAACAUCUGCGCCCUGGCCACGAUUCAGAAGCUCCCUCGCCUAGUGGUGGCGUCCUCGGACGGAUAUCUCUACAUCUAUAAUGUGGAUCCACAGGAUGGAGGCGAGUGUGUCCUUGUCCAAAGACACAGGCUGUUUGACUCCUGCGAGGAGCAGGUGGAACAGAGCGAAGAGGAGAAAACAGAGGAUGUCCCUCCCCAACCAACCAGCCAAUCAUACGCUGCCACUGUGGCACUCCCUUCAACCCCACCCUCUGCCACCACUCUCAUGGGUUACUCUGAGGAAGGCGGAGCCCAGAAAGGCGAGGUCAUCCCGGAGCAUGAAUUCGCCGAGAGCCCCGUCUGUCUGGAUGAUGAGAACGAGUUUCCCCCAGUUGGCAACCAGAGUAACUGACCAAAACCCCCCACCAUGAACCCUCCCAUCCCUGCGAACAGUCCGACUCAACUUGCUUUGGAGCAUGGAUGCAGGCUGGAAAACUUCAAACAUAUUCCUGACGUGUUGAGACGUUGUGGCACCCCCCCACCCACUCCCGUACAUGUACCUCUGCUGGCCUUGGGUCAAAACGUGCCAGAGUGAUGUGUUUCGGUUUAAUCUUCAUCCCUCUCACGUUUUGUAAGGAAUAUUUUAAAAAAAGAGUCAGUACAGAUUUAACAGACUGAAACAGAUUUAAAGACUGUCCCACUGUUAGCUCUCAUAUUCCGCCAUAAAAAAACAGUUUUUAAAACUUGUCUUUAAAUAAGGACCUGACAUCGUGGGGACAUUAUAUUAUCAUGGUAGCAACCAGUAUGUGAUUGGUCCAGCACAAUAUAACACCCGGGCCACACUGGAUGCAUGAGCAGUGCGUGUGCAUUGCGGAACAUCACGCCUAUUUUCUCCUCAUGCUGUGCGCGGUUCACAGUAAAAUAGAUGGUGAAACAGUCUUUCUCCAAUGUCAUUUGUUUUAACAAGGAUUCUAUUGUAAUUGGGACUGGAGGAUGCACAGCUUCAUAUCGUAAUGUCCUGACAUUAAGUUGAAUACAUAGCUCUACUUUUAUUCCAGGAAAUAUAGUCGUCAUACCAGAAAUACCUGUGUGCGGCAGACAUGCUCCCUGUGUGACCAACAGACGUGUGUCACACACUACACAUGCACCCAGUGUGGCCCAGGCAUUCGUGAGCAGACUGAAUAUACCAAGGUAUUAGUAGAGUUUUGACCAGCAGCUGUUGUGGAGGAUCGAUGCCCCAAAUUCUCAAAACCUUUAUCUAUGAAAGAUACUAAAGUCGCUUUAGAAGCUUCGUACAAGCCAAGUGCUAUUGACGAUAAUCUGCAAAAAGCAGUGUAAUCUUUUGUUAGUAUUUUCUUUCCAUCACAUACAAAUCUUUAACAUCUGAAUAUCUGUCAUCAGGGAAUUUUUAUCAAUCAGGCUGCAUGACAUUUGGAGCUUUUUGAAGGGCAUUAGAGUGAAAUAAAGAUGCUGUAAGCGUGACACACUAUUUAAACCCUCAUACAUGCAGUAAGUAUGACUUGCAGAUGCUAAUUAAGGUAGCGACAGACUUAUAUCGCGAAGUCACAAACAUAACCUGAUGAUACGUGUGUAGGAGUCGUCUCUGUGGCCGAUCCCAAAUGUGAAAAUCUUGACGACGAGCUGCCCGUGA